AUGUGGGACGGCCUGCUCCUUUAUAAAGCUGAACUCUACCUGUUGCUUCAUCCAGGAGACAUGAGGGAAGCUGAGCGGAGGGAAGAGCAGGCAGCCAGGGGCCACAGACACACUCGGCUGCUCACAGAUGUCAUUUUUCUCACUGUGAAACUUGACAUAGAGUGCUUUUUAACUGGACAAAAUUCAGCAGGAUUGGAAAACCUCCUGCAUCUGGACAGCUGGGAGGAGAUGAUCAGCAUCCUGCUGCUUGUUGUCCUGACAGCCUCUGUCUGUGGAGCUCUGGUCCUGAAUGUGAGACAGUCUGUCUGUCAGGCCGAGGAGAACAGGAACGUCACCAUGGAGUGGACCUUCACUCCCAACAUGAGACUCACCGACAUGGAGAUUUACUUGGCAUUGUGGGUAUCUGAACUAAAGACUUCUAAGACAGUAUAUUAUCAACUAUACGGUGUUGAGUACCCAGAAGUUCAAGAUGAGCAGUUUGCAGGACGAGUUGGAUUGGACAAAGACGAGCUGAGAAAAGGAAACAUCAGACUUCAUCUGUCCAGACUCAGGACUGAAGACUCAGGCGUCUAUCGAUGUGAAGUGGCCACUUAUUUUGACGGGAACAUCAGUGAAUGUUCCCUCAACGUCACUGCAGCCAGGAUUCAGCCCACAGCUGAGGAGACCCAGCCGGCAAGUCGGGGAAGGAUCGCUCUCUUCUUUGGUUUGGGACUUUGUGUUGCAGCUCUUUUCCUCCUGAUGUUCUUCACUCUGCAUGGACACAUUUCUUCUCAAAUAAAUCUCCACUGUGUGAAAACUGGGGGUCUUAAACUCAGUUCAGAUCAGUGUGAGCAGAGCAUUAAACCAACUGAUCAGAGUCUUUGGUUUUCUGGACUGAAACAGAGUCACUGCUCCUGACUUUAAUAGGAUGCUGUGAAACAAGACGCUGCCUUCAGACGGACAAUGUUUUUUUUUUGUCUGGACAAAAAACAGGACACAGCUGAGGAAGACAAGCCGUCGAGUCGGUGAAGGAUCCGUCUCUUUGUUGGACUGGAACUUUUCUCCUCUCCACUCGGUGUGGACAAACUUGUUGUGAAUGAAAAACGCCGCCUCUUCAGACUCACAGGGAACAAACUCACACACUUUGAUCCCUUUCAAGCGAGUCCAACACCUCCAUGAAUCUGUGACGCUGUGUUUGACCAACGUACAUGCACCUGGAGUCCAAUAAUCAACAGAGAUGGACAGAGUACUCUGCCCCAGUACUUGAGUAAGAGUAAAAAUACUACUGGUCAAAAUUUACUCCGUUACAAGUAAAAGUAGCU
This is a messenger RNA of Myripristis murdjan (pinecone soldierfish), 1301 nucleotides long. RefSeq lists its product as uncharacterized. Gene Ontology annotation, cellular component: external side of plasma membrane. The record is from RefSeq and is a predicted model, not a curated record. NCBI's taxonomy places the organism in Eukaryota, Metazoa, Chordata, Actinopteri, Holocentriformes, Holocentridae. Gene Ontology annotation, biological process: negative regulation of T cell proliferation; positive regulation of T cell proliferation; cellular response to lipopolysaccharide. The transcript has 4 exons. The coding region runs from base 1 to 897 and encodes 298 amino acids.